AUGUGUGAGCACCACUUGGUGCCCUUUUACGGAAAAGUCUCUAUAGGUACCUGUCCCUGCAAGAAAAUUCUGGGACUUAGCAAAUUGGCACGGAUCGUUGAGAUCUUCUCGAGGCGGCUGCAGGUGCAGGAGAGGCUCACCAAGCAGAUCGCGCUGGCCGUCACGCAGGCGGUGCAGCCUGCAGGAGUGGCGGUCGUAGUCGAAGGAGUGCACAUGUGCAUGGUGAUGAGAGGAGUUCAGAAAAUCAACAGCAAAACAGUAACAUCAACAAUGUUGGGAGUCUUCAGAGACGAUCCAAAGACCCGAGAGGAAUUUUUGAAUCUCGUACAUUCCAAGUAAUUAUAGUUUCACUAAAAAAUCAGAGCAUGAGACAGAAUGAAAUUUAUAGUAUUCGAUGCAAACUUGUGUUCUAAACGAAUGAAUUUUGCAGUUAAAUGUAAGUAAGCGGUUCAAGUCUUUGGAAGAU
Molecule: messenger RNA, 466 nt
Organism: Ctenocephalides felis (cat flea)
Lineage: Eukaryota; Metazoa; Arthropoda; Insecta; Siphonaptera; Pulicidae
Product: GTP cyclohydrolase 1-like
Biological process (GO): tetrahydrofolate biosynthetic process; tetrahydrobiopterin biosynthetic process
Cellular component (GO): cytoplasm
Molecular function (GO): GTP binding; GTP cyclohydrolase I activity; zinc ion binding
Source: RefSeq, a predicted model, not a curated record